Saccostrea cuccullata (small rock oyster) is the source of this 1317-nucleotide messenger RNA. RefSeq lists its product as uncharacterized. Gene Ontology annotation, molecular function: protein binding. The transcript is spliced from 2 exons. The record is from RefSeq and is a predicted model, not a curated record. NCBI's taxonomy places the organism in Eukaryota, Metazoa, Mollusca, Bivalvia, Ostreida, Ostreidae. Bases 64 to 1167 code for a protein of 367 amino acids.
UCGCAUAUAUAUCUCUUUCAAUAUAUCAGGCAGAUUCUGUUUGCAUUUGGAUAGUCAGAGAGAAUGAGGCCUCUUCUUCUUUUGACGGCGUUGAUUGUCAGUAUCAAGGCAAGGGACUUCUCUUUGCUAACUGGUUCUGAAAAGCACAACUCCACAGAUAUAAAAGAUGAUGGACAAGCGACCAAGUGUAAUGAAAUGGAAUUUAUAAAAUAUAUGCUUAACCAAGGCACUGGUGUUGGCUUAGCUGUGGCCAAAAAUGUUCAUACAUUAGUGGGAGACGUUGAUUCUAUAAAGCAAAGUAUCGAAUCGGCUGAGAGUGCGAUGAACAACUUUCAACAGACGAUAGAGACAUUGCAAACUAAAAUCAACACCCUUCAGUUGGAAAACCAGCGUCUUGAAAGCAUUGUAGUAAAUUGCCAGGGUACGAUUAAAAAAUAUGACGAAAAGCUGAAAACUGCAGACAAAAUGAUCCAAGCUUUCUCCGAACGCCUAAACGUCACUGAAACAAAAACGAAUGAGGAUCGUCAGGCCCUGUUAAAUCGAACAAUUAUUUUUGAAGAUGUUCAGAUUGAUGUUAAGAAUCUUUCCAUGAAGCAAGAAGACCUCAGUAACUCAGUUUCUAAACUAGAAGGCUGGGCAAGGAAGAUAGAGUAUAAUCAGCUAAAUAUGACAUCAACGCUGGCUUUGUUAGAAAGUAUCACAAUGGAAACAUCAAAAGAACAGAAUGAUAAACGGCAUGAUAAUGGAAAGAGUAUAGUUGCAUUUACGGCGGGAUAUGACCAAUUUUCACAACAAGAUAUAACGAGAACCGAUAUGGUAUUUCCAAAGGUCAUCACAAACAUUGGAGGAGGUUAUAACCCACGUGAUGGGGUUUUUACAGCACCCAUUAAUGGAAACUAUGUUUUCUACACAGCCAUUGUGUCUUGGGAUAAUGGAAACAUAGCAACAGAUAUAGUUUUGAAUGGUAAAAGUCAAGUCCGAACAUUUGCAGAUAGCAGAGGAUUCCAGACGAAAAACCAAGAAUACGUUUACCAAACUGGAACCAACUUGGUUUGCCUAAGCUUACAGUCUGGAGAUAGAGUUUGGGUUAGGAAGUAUUCUGGAGUUGGUUUUAUCAUUCUUUCGGUGCCCAUGCACACAUUUUCAGGAUUUUUGUUGCAGAAUUAAUAUUUCUGUUUUAAAGUAGAACAUGGUCUCUCCAGAUGACCAGUGUUAAUUUCGACAAAACCUUUUCGGGGUUUUCCUCAACUACCUGUAUUAUAUUUGUUCUGAAACAUUUUAAAAUUUAGAAGCGGCUCAAACUCACAAAGAUAUUGU